AUGCAAGUAUUUCUGAUAUUCAUUUGGACAGGAUUGCAAAUAAUUGGAAGAUCGCUCGCAGACAGCAGUGGUGACUGUGAAAAUCGAGAAAAUCCAACAGGACGCAACUUUAUCCAUAAUGAAACGAUAGAAGUGGAUCCAUGUGGACCUCCCACAUUUUUAAAAUGUCUAAAACCGGAAGUAGAAAACUGCACCACAGCCGCAAUAAAUGGAGACGACUCAUCCUACGAAUUUAUUGUUGGGGAAUAUGAUCCGAAAGCCAAAGCCGUGCGAUUUGCCCUAAUUAUUCAACUAAUAUCCGAGUUUUACGUUUAUGUACAUUCUUCGGAUGGUGACGGAAAUAUCACGGACAACUCGACAAAACUUGGUUAUUUUGAUGAUAGUGUUUUCCCCAUGUGUAACUCGUAUGCGUGUUGUGAUCCUGCCAUCAAGACGAAGCCAAACGUGGCGAGAAGGUGUCCAUAUUCCGGCAAUGCUACAACCCGUAUCCCAGAAAGAGAUGGGUUUUACGGGAUUAGCUACUUGUGGUACCCACCUCGCGGCUUGAAAGGCUACAUAAUUUUCGUGGCCGACAUUAGUGAUUCUGAAGCUCUUCACUACGAAAGGAUCACUUCGAAACCAGUUGAAGUGGACACAAUUGUUCCAAACGUUACAACAGUUUUACCAACCGCUCCAGUCGCAACAGUGGAUAAACCAGCUCAACCAAGUGGUCCUCCCCCUCCCCCCACAACGCCUCCCAGCCCCACGAAGCAAAAUACGACGGAAGUUGGAGGAGGAGAAAUACCGGGUACAACAACGCCAGCUCCUAAAAAGAGAAAGCACAAAAAACACAAGACAACGACCACCACUGCUGCUCCGAUUGAAAAACCACAAAAACGGAAACACAAGAAACAUAAAAAGGACGACGACGAUGAUGAUGACGGCGACGACGAUGACGAUGACGAGACGAAAACUCCGGCUUCUGAGGAAAAUGGAAAGAAGAAAAGUAAACCAAAGAAGGAUCCUCCCAAACAAACCCCAAUUGAUGAACGAAAGAAAGCUGCUGCGCAUGAUAUUUUGGCAUCUCUCGUACGACUCGGGAUACUUGGAGGAUAAAAGUAGACGAAUAUUUUACUUGAUGA
Messenger RNA from Folsomia candida, 1121 nucleotides. RefSeq lists its product as uncharacterized. The record is from RefSeq and is a predicted model, not a curated record. The coding region runs from base 1 to 1095 and encodes 364 amino acids. The transcript is spliced from 6 exons. Lineage: Eukaryota; Metazoa; Arthropoda; Collembola; Entomobryomorpha; Isotomidae.